GCAUUUUAUUUAACGUUCAGGAUUGUUAAGUACACAGACACUCGUCAACAAUCCACUCGCAGUGUCACAUCACUUUUCAUUUAUAUAUAUACAUAUAUAUUUUUUUUAUUCAAUUCAAUUCUCAACAAGUGUACAAGUAUCCCAUGUUCAUAUAAUAUAACAAUAUAUACAUCUAUUUACUCUUCUUUUCACUGCAUUGUCAUGCUAAAUAGUGAUAAAUUUAUUUGAUGAAAGUUGCAAAACAGUGACAGUGUUUAGUGUCAUUCAUAUUAGUUUUUUUUUCUAGGACACUGAUAACAUUUUAUAUAAUUUUUAUCUAUAAUUAUUUAUUAUUUAUUCUUUAAGAACCGAUACUAAAAAUAAUAAUGUGUAUUAACAUUACCAUUACCAUGUGUAGAAAUAUAAUAAAACGAGUGACCCAAUUGUGUUCAUCAGACAAACAAAGCUGUUUUACGUAAACGUUUUUUAGUUUACUUAUUUAGGUUCUUUUUUUGUGCGUCAGUGGAUGGGUAAUGAUGUAGAGGUGGAACUUUUGAGAUUUUCCAGUUGACUUUUUUUUUUUUUAGUUUGUUAGAUCACUCGAUAGCUUACGGUUUAAAAAUUUUUAAAAAGGUAAAAAUAUAAAUUUUUUAGUUUAAUAAUAGUGACGAUACACGUGUCAUGAGUUAUGUAAUGAGAAAUAGAGUUUAGCUGGGUAUGAAGACGAGACAACAUGGAAUAUAAGCUAAUAAGUUAUUGUGAUUGUUGAAGUUUGCAAGUGAGAUAAAUAAUAAAAUAAUAAAAAAUAUUGUUUAGUUGAUUUAAAGUUUUUGUUCAAGUUUUGCUUGAGUGCACUCGAGAGAAUUGUGAAUAAUAUUUUUUUUUUUUUAUAUUUUUCUAUAUUUAUUGAAUAGACUUGAGGUAAUGAUGCGAAGGACACAGAUACAGGUAGUUGUUAUCAUUCACCUGGUCAUCGGUAGUAUUACGGUUGGAGAAAAAUGUGAAAAUUUAAGUUGGGAAAAAGUUGAUGGCAUGAUGCCGGAAAAUUAUGUUGCUGGUGAUGUACUUUAUAGUGCUGCGGAUAAUGAUGGAAUUGUUACUGCAUGUUUUGAUAGAUGUUUGAAUGUUAAUUGUACGUCAUUUUAUAUUGAUAUUAAUCAAAGUACAUGUCUAAAAAUAACAACAAAUAGUGAUAAAUUUGAACCAGCGCCUACUUAUACUUUUUAUCAUAAAAUAUGUCUAACAGUGCCAGCAGAAUGUACUAAAGAUAGAAUAUGGCAAGUCCAGAGGACCUUGGGAGAAAUCCUAAUUGAUACAACGGUUAAUUGGCUACCUGAAGUUAUGACGAGAAGUAAAUGUUAUCAGAAAUGCAUUGCAGCAGGCUCUAGAUGCAAGUCUGCACAAUUUCGUGCGAGUGUUGAUCUUGCAAUUGGUGAUGUACAGGGAAUUUGUGCUCUUUUGACUAUCGAAAGAGGUAUCAGACCUCAAUCAUACCGCGCAUCGCCAUAUCGUGAUGAGUAUUUGGAAAUACAGUGCCAUAAAUUAUCAAAUACUGAUUAUUGUUCAUACGCUGACUUCAAUAAUGAAACAUUGCCAUACUCAGAUUUAAAAUUAAUAAAUUAUGAUGCUAAAUUGUGUGAAGAAAGAUGCAAUGAAUCAAAUGAUGGAUUUAUUUGUCGUGGGUACACAGUUGAUUACGCAUCACAAUAUUCACCAGUUUGUUUACUACAUUCAUAUGACACAAUAACUGCUGGUGUCAGUUCACUAGUAAAAACUAAAAAUGCAACUUACAGAGAACGUGAACCCUGUUUGAAUCUCAAAGUAUCCUGUGGUAAUACUAGUAUAAUAAUUGAACUAGAUACUCCGGAGCCAUUUAACGGUAGAUUAUAUGCCAGCGGUUACAGUGAAACUUGUAAUGUACAAGGUACUGGUUCAAAUAAAACGAUACUUGAAUUACGGAUUCCUGAUAAAAAAGAAAUGGGAAACGGUAAUAUUGACUGUGGUAUUUUACCAGCGUAUGCUAUAGAAGAUAACAAUCAAACGCGAGUCGCGGUUUGGGUGACGGUUGUCGUACAAUUUAACGCGAUUAUUCAACGACUGGGUGAUCAAUCGGUACGCGUUGGUUGUACUCUAGAUGAUGAAGUACCGGGACCUAAAAAUAUAACGAUCGGAUCGGGAUUUGAUUUUUUGAAUCCUAACGCGGGAUUGCCGCCGGUUGUGGGCACGAUUUUUAAUACGACGGUAUCACCGAUGGUGUCGAUGAGAAUUUUGGAUGAAAAUAUGCAGGAAAUUGUUUCUGCGGAAUUGGGACAGAGACUUGUGUUGAAAAUUGAAAUGAAUCCAGCGGAUGGGCCUUAUGAUAUGGCAGCAGGACACUUGGUAGCAAGCAGUACAUCAGGUGAUGCAUCAAUACUCCUACUAGAUGAAAUGGGAUGUCCAACAGACGCUAAAAUAUUUCCCGGCAUGUUCAAAGAUCCAGCGAAUAAUAAAUCGUUGCUCUCAACUUUCACAGCGUUCAAAUUUCCCGACAGUUAUCGCGUUAGAUUUAACGUAAUAGUGCGUUUCUGUUUAACCGAAUGCACCCCUACAAAGUGUAGCGGUGACAUUGUGUCCUACGGACGACGUAAAAGAUCAUCAGCAACAACAGCCGAAAUAAAUGAAAUUGAUUCCACGACAGAUAAUACUCUAGAUGAAUUACCGCUGGAGUCAUCAAUUAUUGUACGCGAUGCCGUCAUUGCUGCCGAUCCACUGCGUUCUGGGAAAAGCGAUACUAUUUUUUUCGCCGGCGAGCAACCGAUGGAUGGAUUACUGUGUGUCGAUGCAGCAUUGGCUUUGGGUUUACUCAUAUUUUGGUUAAUUAUACAAAUAAUUCUGACAAUAACUUGUAUUUACGUGUUAAGAAAGUAUCGGAGAGUCGCUCGGAAAGCUGAAGAAGAUCGCGCGGAUAUUUUGACGAGACAUAUGUACGGUAUACAUGGCGGUAAUUUUGAAAUUUCGCGGCGAGUACGUUGGGCCGACCACAAUGGCUCUACAAUUAGUUAAUAUUUAUUUUUGUUUAAUUAUUUAAAUUUGAUAAUUAAUAAUUAUUAAUUAGUGAAAUUAAUUUAUAAUGCCAAAUUGAUUAAUGAUAAAUUUAUAUUUGAAAUUUAAUUAGUUUUAAUUUAAAGUUGAGAACCAAUCAAGAUUUUUUUUAGUUAUUUUUUUGUAGGAAUUUUUUAAAAAAAUAUU
Microplitis mediator is the source of this 3207-nucleotide messenger RNA. RefSeq lists its product as uncharacterized. Bases 904 to 3021 code for a protein of 705 amino acids. The record is from RefSeq and is a predicted model, not a curated record. NCBI's taxonomy places the organism in Eukaryota, Metazoa, Arthropoda, Insecta, Hymenoptera, Braconidae. The transcript is spliced from 12 exons.